CCUGCUGCUUCUCGGCCAGGCGGAACCUGCUCUGUUGGGCCCGGUGGCUGCAAAAGAACUUUCUCCCGCCCCAACGGUCGCCGCGGCCAAGCGCCUUGCCCGCCUGGCAGCCUCCCCCGCCUCCUCCUCCUUCCCCCGCGGCUCUGCGCGGCCCUGUCUCCCGCUCGCCCGGCGGUGUCCGCUCGCUCCCGCCUCUGCCCCUCGUCGUCUGCCCCGCCAGCCGGCCUGCCCCGCUGCAGCGAUGUGUGACAAGGAGUUCAUGUGGGCCCUGAAGAACGGAGACUUGGAUGAGGUGAAGGACUAUGUGGCCAAGGGAGAAGAUGUCAAUCGGACACUAGAAGGUGGAAGGAAACCUCUUCAUUAUGCGGCAGAUUGUGGGCAGCUUGAAAUCCUGGAAUUUCUGCUGCUGAAAGGAGCAGAUAUUAAUGCUCCAGAUAAACAUCAUAUUACCCCCCUUCUGUCUGCUGUCUAUGAAGGUCACGUUUCCUGUGUGAAAUUGCUUCUGUCGAAGGGUGCUGAUAAGACUGUGAAAGGUCCAGAUGGACUAACUGCCUUCGAAGCCACUGACAACCAAGCAAUCAAAGCCCUGCUUCAGUGAUGGCGGGAGGCUGACAGCUCUGGAAGAAGUCUCUCCUGUGGCCUCACACUGCUGCCUGUCUGUCUGUCACUCUCUAUCUGCCAGCUUCUUCAGCUAAAUACUUUCAGAGGGGUGAGGGGAGAGAGAAAUUCAUAACAAACCUGACUACCAGAAAAAACCAUGUUUUGGAGGAGAGGCAAAAACCACGAUCAGGCUUUUACUAGGACUCCUGAUCCCGUCGGCCUCUUUUCCAUUCCAAAAAUACACAGCUUAUACCCAAGGGAGAGCAAAGACAAAGUAUACCGUAACAUUUGACCUUCUCAGCUCCCCAGCUAAGUCAUUAAUUGGAUUGUGUCGAGGGUCUGAUUCUACCCAGGCCAACUCUACAUAUUUGUAGCCCGAGCUGUGUGAGCAGCGGUGGCUGCUGUGGUGUAAACUUAGGGUGCUGAGAUAGCAAUUAGCUCUAGCCUUCUGCCUUAAGGUGCACUCUUUGGGGACUCUCCUGGUGUAGUCAUGAGCGCUGCCUGUGGUUGGUGACCAAAUUGUCCCUCAGUGACUUUCAGCUUGACGUGAAAGCUCGGAUAAGUUGAGGAGGGGCACACUCCUAAAUUGCUAGAUGACUGAACAUUGGAUUUCCUCUCCCCUUUCACGUGGAUUUAUUUCAUGUAUCUUUAGGUAAAACUGACUAGUUUUAUUUAUAAAAUCUUAAAUUUUGGAAGUCUAUAGGAGAAACCAUUCCAGUAUGCAUAAUUUUUUCUCCUGUAGAUUCACACAUUUAUAUAAUGUUGAAACACUUUUAAACUCCUGCUGGUAGUAAAAGGGGAUGUAAAACUAGAAACAUAGCCAUAAGCCUGUUAGUGUCAUACAAAGAGAACAGUUGUCUUCGUACCUAUGGCUUUUCUUCAUUUGCUGUUUGACGGGAUUGGCCUUGGUUAUGUGUGGGGAACAAGGAACACUGUUGGAAUGCCUCUCAGACCCAUCUUGGAUACUGAUUACUUACUGCACCAAAGCUAUCACUGGGGUGAGAUUUACUGUUUGGACAAAUUUAACCCCAUCUCUUAAAAAAUAUGCUUAUUACCAGGUUUCCCAAGUUGUUGAUGAACUUCUGCUGAACAUACGCCAGCCCACCUGCAUAGUAUAUUUUUGAUUCUUUUCUAAAUCAUGAAUUGCUCAGAGUGUGACACAUUCAAAAUAUAUUCUGUGUCCUUAAGCAUGUGCCCUAAAAUGGUUCUCAUGACCUGCAGAAAAUUUUUAGACACAUUUUCAAAUGUUUAUUUCAUGAGCAGUACAACUAAUUAAAACACAUACCCUUAAAUUUUGCCAUUAUGCAUUUAAAAUAGCAAGAUUCCAUUGACCUGCCACCCAUAUAAGCUUACUAAAAAAUAUUACAAUUUUUUUCUUAUUCAUGCCAUGCAAUAACUGAAUGUACCUCAAAUUUUUAAAAGGGGGUGGGUGGGUUAGGGACUUGUAUUCAGAUUGUGGAUAAUAAAGAAUAGUGGAUGAUUUUUUUAAGUCAAUGUAGCAUUCAACAGCAGAGUUAAAACGAUCAAGAACAGUCAGCCUGGCUAAUAACAAGUCUUACUAUUGUUGCUGAUUGGUUGGUUGUUGUGUGGGUUUGUGUGUGUGUGUUUGUACUUUUCCCCAUGAACCCUUUUUUUUAUCCUGUGGCUUUUUUCACUUACAGCUAGCCUAACCCUGUAUUUUUUCUGCAUCCAAGAAAACAAUCACAAAAUGGUUUAAAUACUUUGAUACAUUUGGCUAAUUCUGCUAUCUUAAUGCAGCCUAUUAGAGUCGGAUUAAGUCAGUAAUCAGUACUUGAUUACAUCACUGAACUGAAACCUGGAGCUAUCCUCAUUGAAGGUGGAGGGCACUCUAUCAGUCUUCAGCUGUCAACAAGGUGUUUUGAUAUCUUUGUUUUCACCUUUGGCAUCAUGUGAUCUGAAAGGCUUGGAUUUUACCCUCUACACAGUUCUUACCUUUCCACCCUCAGUGUUUUGUUCGAGUUGGCUGUUGCAGAGAGUGCACUGUCCUAUCAUUCCUGAACCUGGUCUGCUUUCCAGUCACCUGGUGGAGAAGCCAUGUGACUCUUGUACAGUUUGCCCUGAUGUUCCCCGUGAUGCAGUAGAGGCUGCUUCGCCGCCUUCUUUCCCAGCCAUUUUGUAAGCCCCAUAAUUAUGAAGAGGUUGCUUGAGAAAAUAACAUAUACACAUAGAAUAGACUGACCAAGAUGGUUUACAAUUUUUUUUUUUAACUAGGUUAUUUAUAAUGUAUUUCUGAACCACUUGGCAGAAAAAUUCACAACACUUACUGUUCAUAUUUUGAGUAAAGGAAGUUAAAACCAUGUCUGCUUUUUUGGUACUACAUGCAUUAGUGAAAGGUUAAGUUUUAUUUUGUUUUUUUUCCCACUGAAGUAAUAUUUAACAUCUCAGCAAAAAACUUGCAUGUUCUAUAGUUUUGUAUGAAGUCAGUCAUUUCGUAUGCACUAUAGCAAUUAAAAACAGGUGUGUACAGACACCUGCGUGUUUACUAUACUAUUGGUAUACUAACAGAUUCCCCCGUGCAGCUUCAGACUGGUAUCUGUAGACUUCCGGUUUAAAUAGAGUAUACCCGAGUAGUUCUAUGCAUAGCUCACCCUCUAAACCCCGUGGGGCAUGAGGGUCAGUGUGUGGAAGCUGCAAGUAGCCCCUUUAUUCAUUGAUUCUUUCUCCCAGAUAAUGGAGUUCAAAUGUCUAUUUACCUAUUUGAUUUAUUUUCCCCUAAAACUUCAACUAAGCUGCUGUUUUCUUCCAUGCAAUAUUGUAUACUCGAGUGUGUGUAGAAGCUGGUGAGAGCGCCCUCCUACAUAAGCAGUUGCAGUGUUUUGCAUGCAAAAUUUAAAAAUUUUAAAUGGUCCUGAUUCUAUUUUGUAAAUGGAGAAACAAUCAUAGCUUUCUAAGCAGUAACGGAGGAAGACUAGUGCUUUGUGCAUUUUGAUAUAUUUGAGUUCAUUUUUUCCACAAUGUAAUACUUUUGACACAAUUGGGUUUCUCAUAUUAUCCUAGUUCAUGUAAAUCAGAAUGCUAAAUAAUACUGUGUUUAAGUUUGUGUUGCAAGAACAAAUGGAAUAAACUUGAAUUGUGCUACA
Molecule: messenger RNA, 3701 nt
Organism: Molossus molossus (Pallas's mastiff bat)
Lineage: Eukaryota; Metazoa; Chordata; Mammalia; Chiroptera; Molossidae
Gene: MTPN
Product: myotrophin
Exons: 4
Coding region: 242-598 (118 amino acids)
Biological process (GO): regulation of barbed-end actin filament capping
Cellular component (GO): nucleus; cytoplasm
Molecular function (GO): protein binding
Source: RefSeq, a predicted model, not a curated record